AUGCGAUCCCCGUUUAUCCUCGUCUUUGGGCUUUCCGCCCUCGUUGCGGCUGCUUACGCCACAGGAUCAGCCCCUCCGGCGACCCCUCCAGCGACCCCUCCAGCGACUCCUCCGGCGACCCCUCCAGCGACUCCUCCGGUCACUCCUCCAGCCACUCCUCCAACGACUCCCCCGAUGACUCCUCCAGUAACUCCUCCGGUGACUCCUCCUUCUCCUUCUCCUUCACCGCCCUCGCCGCCCAGCCCCUCGCCGUCCCCAACACCUUCACCCACGUCCUCCGAAACCCUCGAAGCGGAGUUGACCAAGCUGACGCGCGAUGUUGAGAGGCUGGAACGUCAACAGCGCCAGCAACGUCGCCGGGAGCGGCGUCAAGAAGCCCGUCGAGGAGGAAGGCGUCGUGGAGUCGUCGUAUUAAGGCGUCGUGGAGGAAGACGCCAACGUCAGGGUUAG
This is a messenger RNA of Drosophila rhopaloa, 450 nucleotides long. RefSeq names its product proline-rich receptor-like protein kinase PERK2. Lineage: Eukaryota; Metazoa; Arthropoda; Insecta; Diptera; Drosophilidae. The coding region runs from base 1 to 450 and encodes 149 amino acids. The transcript has a single exon. The record is from RefSeq and is a predicted model, not a curated record.